This is a messenger RNA of Drosophila santomea, 2089 nucleotides long. RefSeq lists its product as uncharacterized. Bases 24 to 1001 code for a protein of 325 amino acids. Gene Ontology annotation, molecular function: protein binding. NCBI's taxonomy places the organism in Eukaryota, Metazoa, Arthropoda, Insecta, Diptera, Drosophilidae. The transcript has 3 exons. The record is from RefSeq and is a predicted model, not a curated record.
GUUGAACACAUCUUUGAGAAGAAAUGGUUGACACAAGUAUUUUAAAUUUAAAUGACGACUGUCUUCACCACAUUUUUAAGUAUCUAAGCAUCAAGGAACUGGUGAACUUAGCGAAAACGCUCCCAAGAUUUCGAGAGAUUCUGUUGGAUAGACCGGCAACCUUUUACCCAGUACACCACGGAAACGAUCCCGAUGGCGAGAAACCAGUAUUGUAUUACUCCACAGUUGCCAUCAAGCUGUUGAGAAUCGUAAAAAAUAACGUAAAAACUCUGGGAGUUAUUCAAGGACAUAGUUAUGAUAAAGAGGAUCUUGGCAACUCAGUCAAGGACUUUAGAAUUCUCACACAACGAAGGAAUACAAUUGAUUUGAGGUAUUGCCUAGGAGAAGUUUCCAGACUUGAGGACAUGUUUCGAUUUUCAUCUUGCUCUCGUGACUACUUGAGUGUAAAUGUGCCAUCUUGCAUUUGUUACCUUGAGGACUUUUUUCAACUUAUUCCCGAUUUGCGGGAACUUCGACUUACGGGAUUCGCCAAGUGUUCCGAUUGUGUUAAGACAAUCUUGAAAUGCUUUCCCAAGUUGGAAGACCUUUGGAUUCGGGGAACCUGCCUCAGACUUCAAUCUGAUUAUGAGCUGAUAUCGCAGAUGAAAUCUUUGACGAAACUGUCGAUAAACGUUGGUGCACCCAAUUGUCUAGAGCCUUUGACAAAUUUAACUGAACUGCGAUCUCUUUAUGUGGAAAGUAUCUUCAGCUACAUAUCUCCAAUGGAAAUCAUAGAAAUCAUAAGACAUUGUAAGAAGUUGGAGUUCCUAUUCUGCUACUACAUAAAUCAUGGACAACAGCCACACGAUUCCAUUGCAAAUCUCUUCAGGAGCAUCAGAUCGAUUCGAGAUCCUAGCCAACAAAAUCCUCUCAAAUUGCACACGUAUUUGGAUCCACCUUUGUCUGAAGAGAAUAAACAACUAAUCGAUGAAGCCUACUUCGAAUACCGCCGGCAGCCUUGAUACUUAAUAUUAUACUCAGUUUUCAGUUCCAAAAGAACUGUGAUUGCAAAUACUCACCAUUCCUUUAUUAUUAUAGAAAUUAGGACCACUUUGAAAUGUUACUCAAUGAUUUAUAUAUUUUCAUGACUUUUCGCUCAUAUAGAUUUAAAUACGCUUUAAUAAAUUUGUAUGCUUGUCAACGAUUUCCGUUAUUCAAUUUAGCUGAUUUACAAUCGUCGUCGCCAUCAGACUACACAUUAAAAUGUAUGUAUCGUUAGGUAAAUAAUUUAAAUAUUAAUAACAUGUUGCUUUUGCACGUGUAUUUGCUCUGUCUCUGCAUCGUCAUUUACUUAGUAUAUCUCGUUAGUUUGAAUUCAAGUUCAAUUCGUUUGCUGCUGGCGUAAAUGGUUUUACAAAAUAUUAACAAAACAAAAGUAUAACAGAAAAUUCGAUUUUAGGGUCUUGUAUAUGAAAUAAAUAUUUACAAAAGUUACAAUUAAUAUUAUGCAGUGGCGGAAUGUGGCCGGUGCUCACCAAAAAACCGUGUAGAUAAUCCUAAAUGAAUUGCUUACAAAAUUUUUGGAUGCCUCAAGCAUUUGUUAAUACGUACACAUAUUUCUAAAAAUGUUUAACUAUAUUACCUCGAGUUCUUGGCUUUAAUAUUAGUUAUCGAAUAAGGUUUUUCUUGCAUUGGUUUUCUCUUUUUUUUGUUUUGCUUAGUUCUGUUGUGUCAAUGCUUGUGUUCUUAUCAAUUCGAAAAGCGGACGUUGAGACAUUUUAUUAUCGUCUCGUAAUAAAAUUUGUGUAGUUUUCUUACAGUGUGGUGUUUGGUGUUUGUUCGUUUGUGGCUUUUGGGUGUGGGCGUGUGUAUCUGUGUGAGGUGUUACGUUUGGAUGUGUGAGUGAGUGAGUGAGUGAGUGUGUGAGUUCGUAUUCCCUUUACUGAUAUGUUUCUAAGAGGCUAACUCGCAUCCUGGCUCAUCGCUGGCCGAGCAGAGGCAACUAAACAGGACAAACGCAAGCCAGUUGGACAGAUCGGUCGGGAUAACCCAUGGAGGAUAUGGAAACCUGCCAAAUCGGUAUACUAGAACACCAAAGCCGAAACACUCU